This is a messenger RNA of Emiliania huxleyi CCMP1516, 837 nucleotides long. RefSeq lists its product as hypothetical. The transcript has a single exon. The record is from RefSeq and is a predicted model, not a curated record. Gene Ontology annotation, cellular component: cytoplasm. The coding region runs from base 1 to 837 and encodes 278 amino acids. Lineage: Eukaryota; Haptophyta; Isochrysidales; Noelaerhabdaceae.
AUGAUGGACAUCUCGCCCGUCCUCCCCACCCUCCUGCGGGAGAUGCCAGCUCUGCCGGCACACGGCAGCGCUCGCGACGGUGGCCCUCUCAACAUUGUGGCCCAUGACGACCUGGACCCGCAGAGCUUGAUGCGCGCCCUGAGCCCGGACGAGUACCUGCGGGGCAUGCUCAGCCUGCUCGAGUGCAACGCCGCCGCCGCCGAUCAAAGCUCUGCCGCCUCGGGCUCGCUCGCCCGCGUCUCGUUUGUCCUCUGCUACGGCUCGCUGCGGCACGACAUGAUCUCCCUCCGCUUCAUCGGACGCUAUUUGUCGCAGUGCCUCGCACUCGACGCUCACUACCCGAACCUUGUCGGUACGAUCCUCUGCGUCAACGCGCCGGCCGCCUUUGCCCGCGGCUACGGCCUCGUCAAGAGGUGGAUCUCCGAGGACAUCCGCGGACGCAUCAGGGUGGAGGAGCCGGCCACAUCCGCAGCCGCCAUCGCUGAGCUCGCCGGCCCAGAGAGCCUGCCGACGGCCUUUGGCGGCUCGUGCGCGCGCCUCUCUGCGCAGCAGGCUGACGCGGCUGGCUGGAGCCGCGUGCCCAUCGACGAACGCCGGCGGUUGUGGCAGCAGUCGAAGCUCGCCGGCUACCUGCUGCACGAGGGAGAGGUGCGCGUGGAGGCCGAGGUGGAGACCGAGGAAGAGAAGGCCUUCCACGGCUUCUCCUCGUCGCUCGGCUACCCUCUCCCUCUCGCUCCGGAGCCGGUGAAGCCCGUGCGGCGGCCGUGGUGGGCAGCCUGCUUCCCCAUCGCGCGGCGGAUCCCGCGGACGCUAUCCACGCUCUCCCUGGACGCAUGA